UCGGCUACGUUCACUAGAGGGUGCCACCCUUGCGUUCGUUGACAUCCUUUUUCCUGCGUCUGAUGAAAGGACGUUGUGUGAGUUGAGCAACGUGGAUAGUAGUAGUUAGUUAGAAUUGAGUCGCAGACUUUCGCCACACAUUUGUACAUUUUUUCUGUUCUCUCUCCCCUUGAUGGUGCGUAAAAACCAAGGCCUCGUAUUGAAACAAUAGAAUCUCAAUUCAAGUAUCGUAACCCAGUUGUUGAAAUACCUUUAGUCAUUCGCACCCAACACACACACACGGCUGUUUCCCGUUUUCUUUUGAGUUUUGUUCAACCUGUUUUUUUGAGUCGAGAGACAAAGAGACUCGAUCGAAACAAUGAAAGAAGAAAUCGAAGCUGCGGCUCUUUUCAUUACGCAACUGGUGUCCCAGUCCAGUCAACUUGCCAACCUGCCUGAAGACCGGCUACAAACUUUCAAGAGGCACCUCAUCAGGCUCUUUGAGGAGAGGUUUCAUAACCACUGGUUUCCUGACAGACCUCAGCGAGGUCAGGGCUUUCGUUGCAUCAGGUUAAAUGGUGGUAGCCGUCCUGAUCCUCUCAUUCAGAAAGCUGCGCUUGAGACUGGGCUUGAGUAUUGUGAUCUGAGGCUGCCGGUGGAAUUCACCAUGUGGGUAGACCCAAGGGAGGUCUCGUGCAGAUUUGGCGAGCAUGAAGGUUCCUAUUGCACCGUGGCGUCGUUUGAAAAGGAGACGGACGCCAAGGCCGUUGCUGGUAGCACGUUAGCGCCACUGCAAGUCGUGACCGACAACGACAGGAGUUUGGCUGUCUCUCAGCAGCAAAUUAGCCCUCGCCGAACCAACACCAGUAGCAACCGCAGCAGCCGAGGAUCUCCGUCGCCGGUCAGCCCACCGCGUGCAACCAUCCAGCAGCAGCAGCAGCAGCAGUACCGACUCAACUGUUUUUAUCCCAACUACGACCCAUCGCACAAGGGCUGGUAUCCUGUGACUGCCACUUCUUCCUAUAGUUCUCUCUCACCUCCUCCACCCAUGGCUCUCAACUACCACGCACCCAAAUCUCGCUUCGUCCAGCAACAGCACCCAUGGGGCUUGGCUUACGUUCCGACCGUCCGCUACCUCAACAACUGGCCCAUGGGUCAAAUGGUCAAAGUUUGAGGUGAGAGAGGAAAAGAGAGAAAGACCAAAAACAAAAGAAACAAAAGGCUCAUCGUUACACAAAACGACAACACAAUGUUCCAAAUCCCUCGUCAACACUUGCCUUUCGUUGUUCGGUUAUUUUUGUCGUCCGUCAUUUCUUUUUCAAAACUAUUACCUCUAACGAUAUUUGAAUUUUGUUUGUGAUAAGUUCCACUCAUUUUUUUUCCAUCUCAGCUCCCGGUUUUCAAAGUUUUUUUUUCUUCUUUUUUCGAUUUUAAAGGGGGUGUGUGUUUUCGUCCUGAAAGUUUUGUCCUCUCUCCUUUAUUAUGUUUUUUUUUUCUUCUUCUUGGGCGCCCCUUCGACGAGUCACUGGCGAUUACACCUCGGCGUGCAAUCUGUUUUGCCUUUGUCUGGCUCGACAUCCGCGAAAAAGCACCGGCACCACCACCCCCCUAACAACUUUCUUCCGUUAAUGAAACAACCAACUCUUUAUGUGAUUCAUGUUUGCUACUCUCUCUUACGAAGUGCACCCCACCUUUCGUGACUUGAUCUAGAUAACAGAAAACAAUCCAUUUUUCUCGGACCAUUUAGCAAUUUGAGGACCUCCCCUUUACACAGUGUCGAAGAAGAAAAAAACAAAACAUCCGGAAAAUGUUCCCUGUUGGUGUGUGUGUAUGUUUGUAAGAAAAACUAAGAAUCCGUCCCAGCUAUACUAUUGAUCUACUAUCACUAUAUAUGUAUAAUCGAACACAUCUUUCCGUUUCCCAAUUUUUUUGUUUAUUAUCCUCUAUUCUUUCGUGUCCUAAUUUUUUCCCUCCCACUGUAUCUGUGCCGCGUUUGGUGUUUUGUAUCUACGUAUCGAAGUUGUUCCUCCGGUUGAUUUUGGUCAAACAUGUUUCAUUCCUACUCGUCCUAAACAAGCAAAAACAACAACCAAAUAAGAGAAUGUAUUUAGUCGAUUAUAUUAUAUAGUAAAUCCUGAUUAUUCCCCCUUCCCUGUUUUCUUUCUCUUAAUUCCAUAAUGGCUGGGAUUUUCUCAAUCCUUUACUCCCAAUUCUUAAUCACAAUACAACUUUGUUUCCGCAUAAAAUAA
Molecule: messenger RNA, 2228 nt
Organism: Daphnia pulex (common water flea)
Lineage: Eukaryota; Metazoa; Arthropoda; Branchiopoda; Diplostraca; Daphniidae
Product: maternal B9.10 protein-like
Exons: 3
Coding region: 359-1153 (264 amino acids)
Biological process (GO): negative regulation of cell population proliferation; negative regulation of mitotic cell cycle
Cellular component (GO): cytoplasm; nucleus
Source: RefSeq, a predicted model, not a curated record